UUUGAUGUAAAGUGAUGAAUGAAUAACUGGUUGUUUUAACAAAAGGAUCUUAAAUACCACAGGCUAUCUUUCCACUUGUGCCAGACAUGGACGACGAGGCAACCCCUAAACGGGAUAGUGCCGUUGACAUAUCAUAUCCAGUCUCCAGUAACUCUGACGGAGAGUCAAAACCAUCAGAAUCAAGCCAGGCUUCCACACAGUUUCUACAACCUUUGGUAACUGGGGAAACACCAUGGAAUAACGACAAGCAACGACUUCGACCUCGUACUUCCCCCAUCCCGUUUCAUCCACUCCCACCCGGUGGUCGCCCACUCACUACUCUUCAUUUGACAGCCCAACUUUCGACCAUCCUUCUUCCGCCAAAAGUUCCUCCAUGUCAAACAAUUUUAUCGCCACCACAGACUCCAGUUACACUAUCAACCCGAAAGAAGGAAAAUAGACCUAGCUGGGACGACAACUUUGUUUCCGUUGAAGGAAUGAAAGUAGGAUCCCGAGGAAUACCGACAAAGGUCGUCGACCGGAGCUAUGAAGAAAUUCUACAACGUCGAACACCUCGAGAGGAUGACACUCCAAAAGUAUCCAAGAAGCAAGAUAACAAUGCACAUGAACAGCAUAGUUGUGGCCGCAUACAGAGUGAUCCGACUCCUUAUGCUCGCUCCUGUACUUCCCGUGUUCUCUCUGGAACGUUUUCGAGAGAUGGGAUUCGAUUAGUAGAGAUUCCAGCAUCCACCACGAGGAAGUUGUCAUUCAACACCGUGAAUGAGGAUGGAUUUUCUGAGACAUCUGAGGAAGAGGACGGGGCAGUUGCAGAGUUUGGACUGUACGCGACGGCACAUUCCGAUAAUUUCAAAGAUAGUACUGAGAGUAAAUCGGAGAAAAUAUCAACUGGAGGGCAUCCUUUUACGAAAUGCUCAAAGCCUAAAGAUGACAUGCAAAGGAGACGAGAACAGGCGUUUGGUUUGGUCAUUAAUGGGUGUAAUGUUAAAGAUGAAGAUUCGCCGCUGUCCGCCCAAGAGGCGUUGCAGGAACCAAUAUCAGUCGCUAAUACCCUCGAGCCGCACGUUACAGAGCAAACUCCUUCAAACAACGAUCAAGACCAGCAGCCACAAACAAUAGAUACUCCCGGGGAGCACCUUGUUGAGGACCUGCCGUCUGCCGAGGAAAGUACCACCUCGGACUCCCAGCAAUUCCAGUCCACCAUGCCAAUUACACAGUCAGGCGUCCUCGACUCCAUCAUCGACAAUGACUUGAUACAAGGGGAUUUAGUGGGAUGGACAGAAGUAGGCCAGGACGUUUUUUCCGCCUUCCAUCAAGCCCAGGCUCGUCGUUUAGGUCGCGCACGUCGUGAUGAUGCAUAUCGCCAGCAGCUGCACACUCCUGCCAAGGCCAAUGUCGCAUUCGACCAACCUGGCGAAGUACAUUCAAAAGCUCUCCCAGUUGUUCAAAGCAAUUCUAUUUCACAUUCAACGUCCGUAGUAACAGAGGAGCCACUCCACCCUCUCGCGCGACACGGGUAUACUACCACAUCCACUUGGAAAGUUAAGAAAGACAAACGAAUGCAUCUACGUCCUGAGGUUGACGAGCGAGGCAAGAUUACACGGAAAUCUCGAACUCGCCCGGCCGAACCUACCUAUAAAGAUGGCUACCUGUUUGACACAAACUUGCCUCUCCGUCUCAAUUUUGUCCAUCCAAUCCUUCUCCCCGAUGGGACGGAAAAAGAAGAUGAUGGCAUACCAUCCGACAGUGACGAUAACGUAUCAUCCACGGGUGAACCUUGUCGACCAGUUCUACCUGAUCCAUAUGCCGAACCACUCAACCAAACAAUGCUCGAUCUACCGGAAGAACGGGCAACGGAAAGUCCCUGCCCUGAGCCUCCACAGCAAACGGAACCUGUCGAAGAGGUUCGUCCCCCAAGUGCAGAAGCAGGUGCACUUGCCCCCGCCGUCGAAUCUCCCGAAAUAUUGACAGACCCCGCCACAGCCCAAUGGCGACACCAAAGAAACGUGGCCGCCCUUACCAUGAAGGAGUUGAAAAAGAUUUUUCCCCCUUUGAUGAAGCAAUACCUGGGACGACGACGGUCGGAUACAAAAGGAAGGGCGCGACAUGCUUCCAAAGAACUCUAUGAACCUCAACCCCAUAACAAGAGAAUGAUACCGCCAAAACCUCGCCAUCGUCAUUCCCUGCUGGCAGGGAAUGGCAACAUUGGCUUACAGCAAACAAUGUGGAAAACUAUGGAUGCGGAAUUUCAGGCACAGGGAAAGCAUGUGCAUUGCGACUUUGGUUCAACGCGGUUGCCAGGCCUCGCCUUAUCCAACCCUUCAUUGUCCGACUACAGCUCAAGCCCGCUGAUCGUACCCUUUGGUCAAUCGCACAGCAAGCAACUGACAAAAGGAAGCAGCGAGCCUCAUUUGUCAUUGCCCUUUAGCAUUUCCUUGCCAACGCUAGUGCACCCGUCGGAAAAGUAUAGGUUCAGAGUAAAACAGGCCUUACCGCACCAUCCUGCGAGGAAGAAAUGUCUUGACCUUCAGACCCGUACCUUGUCAGAUCCUAGUAUUUCAUUAUCGCUCUCGUCAUCAUUAGCAUUGAUGCGGUCGAAGCAGGCUAGUAACAUUGAAGGGGCCAAUCGUCCACUCAUGUUUCCAGCAAUUGUGAGCGGUGAAUUAGGCUAGAAACUGCGCUAAGUUGGAAAGGCAUAUGUAGUGUAUUAGAUAGGAUUACUCAAAUAGCCAUCAUGCAGAGACCAUCUACUAUCUAACGAAUACAUACAGCUAACAGUA
Molecule: messenger RNA, 2777 nt
Organism: Spizellomyces punctatus DAOM BR117
Lineage: Eukaryota; Fungi; Chytridiomycota; Chytridiomycetes; Spizellomycetales; Spizellomycetaceae
Exons: 2
Coding region: 87-2669 (860 amino acids)
Source: RefSeq, a predicted model, not a curated record